Chara braunii is the source of this 2133-nucleotide messenger RNA. The record is from the annotation of a GenBank genome assembly. Lineage: Eukaryota; Viridiplantae; Streptophyta; Charophyceae; Charales; Characeae.
GGGCCCAGGCUUGACUCUCGACUCGCUGCUCUGCCUUUUAUUCUACUCUGGAGUUCCGACUGGCUACUCGGACCGUCUACUACCCUUCGCUGGAGUCGUACACGUGUGUGUGUGAGAGAGAGAGAGAGAGAGAGAGAGAGAGAGAGAGGACUCUUCACUGGCUGCUUGAACUCUCGACUCCCUACGCUACAAAUACACACACUCAUCGCACACACAUACACAGACACAUAUAUACCGACACAUUCAUCACAACAGGAGUUCAUUUUGCAGCGCGGUUCGUGCGGACAUGUGGUAGCGAAGCCGUUGCUGGAGGUUGGGCUCUGCACCGUGAAGGUUGAAGACGCUGAGGCCGCCAUGAAUGAAGGUCUCGUAAAGCAUAGCAGACCAGCUUUCGUCUUCUAGCUGGCGCGAGAAUCGUGGCGUCUGAAACGUGCUCUGUCGGCAGGGGCGGUUCUUGUGUGUGUGUGUGUGGGAGAGAUAGAUAGAUAGAGAGAGAGAGAGAGAGGCGCACACAAUUGUGCGUGUCUGUAUUGAUUGUGUGCGAGGUUUUGCGUGUGUGUGUGUGUGUGUGUGUGCUGGCGAACGCGCGAGUUACGGUGGUCAACUCCCAGGGCGCAGUGCGAGCCAGAUAUUUCGGUUCCGAAAGACGCUCGUUCUUCUCUUCGUGGCACGGAAAGAGAAAAAGAUCGACACGUUUUGUGAGUCCAUCACGGGCAGCGAGCGCUGAACUCGCUCUUCCACGCGACUCAGUGGGAGAAGGGUUUCGGAAGUCAUCACCGAUCCGCUUUGGAAAGCGGAGAGGAAGGCGGGGGAAGUGUCUGAGAAAGUCUAGCGAGCGCCGAACUUGCGCUUCCAGGUGAUUGCAGUUCAGGCAGGUUGUUGGGGUAGUAGGUAGGCCGUGGUUUCUGUCAUUCGUCUCCCACAAMGAUGGCGAAGGGGUCGGUUAGUCAGUCAUCUUCACUCGUGGCACGCGGAGGAGGGAGUGGUGGGACUGGCGGUUCUCGAGGUGGUCCGAUAGGCGGGGCCUCGCGUGGGAGCGCCGCGGCGAGUGGUCUUCGGAGGCGUCGUGUGAGCGCUGCCGCUGUGGGCGGUGGAGGUAAUAAUAUGCUUCGUUUCUACACGGAUGAUGCGCCCGGAUUGAAAAUCACACCGACGGUUGUCCUGGUUAUGAGUCUUUGCUUUAUUGGGUUCGUGACGAUUCUGCACGUAGUUGGUAAGCUCUAUGCGGUGAGGCCGGCUGCCUAGUUGUCUCACGAGAUACGUUUCUCAUAAUGUGCUGGCUUAUUGGCGGCUUGAGUGCAGCUGAGGACGCAUAUUGGGUGAGGGGUGGGUUCGACGAGUAUCGUGGGGAAACAUUGGCAGCAGGUCUGAAGGGGGGAAAAGCGGGGGUGCGGUGUGUAAUCUAAAGGGAGGUGGUGAUCCAUCUGUGCUCAGUCCUUGCUGUGCGGGCGAUGUUUCUGUGUUCGGGCGAAAGGCUGCUUUUGGGGCAUCAUCAUGACCUGGAAGCGCCGCCAUCGCCUAUGGAGACUGAAUACUCCUGCKCAUCUGUUCUUGUUGUCUUUUGAUAGGAUAGGGCUGAGUCGACUGGAGGUAAAGUGGAAUUCCACGACGGUGGUUCGGAACCAGUACUCUCCCGCUCUUAUUGGAUGCUGAGAUAUGUAGAUGGUUGUGAUGGCGCUUGUCGCGUCGCCUCUGUCAUCGCUGGCUGUUCGCCUGCCUAUCCGGUCCUUAUGCGCAGUGGCGGCUUAUUCUGCCGUUUUUCGUUUGUCAUCUCUUGAAAUAGGGCGAUGAGUUUCCUUUCUCUCGAUGGGUUUGAAGCCGUUGCUCAUGUCUUCCUUGCGGGCUCGGGCCGGUGACCUAGGGCACAUCCCGCCUAUUGCCCGCUCGGUCCAUGCGAGCAGGAACAAAAAAUGGCUGGCGGCGGCGACCUGGGUGGGGUGUCUGUGUCUGUUGAGAGAGAGAGAGAGAGAGAGAGAGAGAGAGAGAGAGAGAGAGAGAGAGAGAGAGAGAGAGAGAGAGAGAGAGAGAGGUGCUAUUCUAUUGUGUGAGAAGAGUCGGAUAUGGCAUGUUUAUGGGUUGAGGCGGUGGGUUCAUCCAAGCAGGGACGAUUACUGGACGAUUUUGAUUGGACAU